Molecule: messenger RNA, 288 nt
Organism: Balaenoptera ricei (Rice's whale)
Lineage: Eukaryota; Metazoa; Chordata; Mammalia; Artiodactyla; Balaenopteridae
Product: keratin-associated protein 8-1
Source: RefSeq, a predicted model, not a curated record
AUGCCCAGUAGUGAUCUAGGCACUGAGGAAUCAGGGCUGAUUAAAGACGUCAUUUUUGCUCUCCUUGAAACAAGCAUGUUGCUGAGGCAGACACCAUGUGCUAUAACAACUUCUCCAGCACUGACUGUCUUCCCAGGAUGCUACUGGGGCAGCUACAGCUACCCCCUGGGGUAUAGAUGGUGUGGCUACGUCAGCACCCACUCCCCAGUGGGCUAUGGUUUUGGCUAUGGCUACAAUGGCUGUGGGGUUUUCGACUACAGAAGAUUCUGGCCAUUUGCUCUCUAUUGA